Molecule: messenger RNA, 1095 nt
Organism: Colletes gigas
Lineage: Eukaryota; Metazoa; Arthropoda; Insecta; Hymenoptera; Colletidae
Gene: Naxe
Product: NAD(P)H-hydrate epimerase
Exons: 2
Coding region: 336-1040 (234 amino acids)
Cellular component (GO): mitochondrion
Molecular function (GO): NAD(P)HX epimerase activity
Source: RefSeq, a predicted model, not a curated record
UGUUAAAUAUCUAGAAAUAAUAUAGUUUGUUUGAAAAUUGUGAAGAGUAUAAGUUUCAUAUUCAACCGCUACUUAUAUUUGUACUGAUCUGUGUAAUAUCUGUCUACCUAUAUGUCUACCGAUCUGCGUGCUGAAAAUUUCGACUCGCUCUGACGUUCGAUGUAAAUGGUACGAUUUACAUUUUGAGAAAGUUAAAAAUUAAUUAAAACGUACGUGUUUUUCUUGAAAAGACUUAAAGUGACCAGAAAAUAACGGAAGCUUCUACUUAUCGUUAAUAUUAACGUUUGUUCGCAUUAAUAAAGUAAAGGAAUAACACAUUAAAAUCAUAUACCACCAUGGUGAAAUACUUGAACCAACAGGAAAGCAUUAACAUAGACAAAGAUUUGUUUGAAAAAUAUAAAUUCAGCGUGGACCAAUUAAUGGAACUCGCUGGGCAGAGUUGUGCUGUUGCCAUUGCUUCUACUUAUACUUCGUUAAAAUGUUCAACGAAAAAGAUUCUGGUCUGUUGUGGUCCAGGAAAUAAUGGAGGAGAUGGCCUUGUCUGCGCUAGACACUUAAAACAAUUUGGAUACUCCCCCGAAGUUUAUUAUCCUAAAAGGACGAGUAAUAUUUUAUACGAAAAUUUAUUACAUCAAUGCGUUGAAAAUGAUAUUCCUCUGUUGGGAAACGAGUUGGAAAACUUUGAUUUAAAUCGCUCGUGCGAUUUUCUUCUAAUAGUAGAUGCUUUAUUUGGAUUCAGUUUUAAGCCACCUGUAAGGGAAACAUUUGUUCCAAUUAUAUCUUUAUUAGAAAACACAAGCAUACCUAUUUGUAGUAUAGAUAUACCAUCGGGUUGGGAUGUUGAAAAUGGACCAUCGUCGAAGGGCGACAUAAAACCAGAGAUGCUGGUAUCAUUGACAGCGCCAAAAAUGUGUGCUCAGAAAUUCAAGGGAAAAUAUCAUUAUUUAGGUGGCCGAUUUGUACCUAAAAAAUUGGAGAGGGAAUAUAAUUUGAAUCUACCCGAAUAUUCAGGAACUGAUUUAAUCGUACCUUUGUGUUAAGUUUCGAUGGGAAUAUUAAAUUAUUCGUUGUUAUGAAAUAUUUUUUCAAUUUUUA